AUGUAUUCACCCAAGGAAGAUGUCUCUUAUUUACAUGAGCAUCAAAGAAGAUACCCUGUCCCCACGCCUCCACCUUCCUCAGCGUCUCCCAUUGAACUAGCUCCCAUCUUAGAUAUUUGUGAUUCAACAGACAACAGACCACUUUCUCCAGACUCACCCAAGUUAAAAAAAUUCUCUUCUUUGGGUGCAGAUGGACACUUUGCUCAUUCUGUUUCUUCUCUUACUCCUCAUCUUGUAAAACCACCACCUUUCUUGGAGCCCAAACCAGUAUUGCAAAGCCCUCAAUGUCAAACAGGUUUCUUUUCGUUGGAUCUAUUCAAAGUAUUUAAGAACAAAGCAAUCAUACCAAAGCUUCAAAUCCCUAUACCACGCAGAUCUUGUUCGCGUCCUGUAAAUAACUACAAAAAAGAUAUACCAUCCACCAACAAUGAAUACAAAGACAGUGAUAAUAUGAUACCAACCCCCAUGUCACCUAUUAUGGCUGCUGCCUCUGCUUCUGCUGCGGCCGCUGCUGCCCAUAGGCACCCUGGUUCUCAAGUAGCCAAGACUCUCUUGAAAUCCAUUCAAUCAAACACAAAUGCCGGUAUCAAACGAUCCUUUGGUGUCCUUGAAGAAGACGAUGCUUUCUCUACUACUUCUGAUGAACAUGACUUCCAAGUUGAAUAUAAAAAGUCAAAUGUUGACCAAAGUAUGUUCUUGACCAAGAACGCUCAUAUCAAAAGACCUCGUAAUGCCUGGAUUCAUUUUCGUUGUCAUUACGGACAAGCCCUUAAAUCUCAAGACCCUACUCUUAGAGCAGAAGAAAUCUCCAAGCGUGCUUCUCGUCGUUGGAGUAAAUUAACUGAAAAUGAAAAGAAACCAUGGCAUGGUCUUGCAGAACAAGAAAAGCUUGCUCAUCGAGAAGCAUUCCCUGAAUACCGUUACUGUCCACGUCGAGCCAACGCCUCCUCUUCUCCCCCCUCUACUCCUGUUCCUCAUGGUACUGCUGGCAAUGUUAGACCUAGAUCAGUCAGUGAAGUUCAUACGCCACUUCACAUGCACGAUGUCUUUCAUCGCAACAAUCAAAAGAGGGUCAAGCGUGGCUCAAAAUAA
This is a messenger RNA of Gilbertella persicaria, 1092 nucleotides long. RefSeq lists its product as uncharacterized. The transcript has 3 exons. Lineage: Eukaryota; Fungi; Mucoromycota; Mucoromycetes; Mucorales; Choanephoraceae. The coding region runs from base 1 to 1092 and encodes 363 amino acids. Gene Ontology annotation, biological process: regulation of transcription by RNA polymerase II; anatomical structure morphogenesis; cell differentiation. Gene Ontology annotation, molecular function: DNA-binding transcription factor activity, RNA polymerase II-specific; RNA polymerase II cis-regulatory region sequence-specific DNA binding. The record is from RefSeq and is a predicted model, not a curated record.